Molecule: messenger RNA, 2592 nt
Organism: Prorocentrum cordatum
Lineage: Eukaryota; Dinophyceae; Prorocentrales; Prorocentraceae
Source: the annotation of a GenBank genome assembly
AUGGACGGGCCGCCGAGCCCGCCGCGCGAGCCGCGGCCUGGCCGCGGCGUCGGCGUCGCCCAGGUGGCUCGCAGGCUGUGCUCCUACGUGGAGUGCCCGAUGGUGGCCGUCAUGGUGAAUCAGGCCAAUGGCUCCCGCGAGCUGCUCACGCCGGCUCAGCGGCGGCGCGCCCAAGCGCUGUCACAGCGGGAGCCACACAACAAGCUCGCCGCAGAGAUAGGCUGCUCCACCGAGGCCGACGGCGGCUGUGUGCAGGUGGUCCUCAGGUCGCUCCAUGGCGGCGAGCGGCUCGCGCUGCGGGUGCACCCCGACACGAGCGCGGGCGCGGUCCGCGCCCGCCUCGCGGACUGCCUCGGCGUCUGGGAGGACUCCGGGCGACUCGAGCCGAAGGCCCACUCCGGGUCCACAUCCUGGGUGCGGGUUGGGCCCUCGGCUCCCGGCUGGGAGGUCACCCUGCACGCAGGGGUGUGGCCCAGCAUGGGCCCGGAGCGGUGCGGAGGUGGCGUGUGGUUUGUCGAGUCGUGCCCAGAGGAGCAGGUGGCCAUCUUGAGCCAGGGCUGCGAGCUGCGCUACGCGGAGCCAGUCCCCGUGCCCAGGGCGUCCAGGAGGACGGCGAGGGCGCGCACACGCGUGGAGUUCACCGCGGUCGUUGACCUGAGCUCUCUCGCCAUGGACGAGCUGGCUCUCGCCCAGGGGUUGAGCCACAUCAGCACCCGGGGCCUUGCCCUGCACGCGGUCUCCACCUUGAAGGACAGACUUGCAAGCUGUUAUAUCAGGGACUGUAUUGCGGACUUUAUAGCGAGCCCGCUGGUCGAGACUGUGGCGGUCGAAAAGACGUACAGGGACACCGCUGCCGCGGACUAUGCCCGGCAGCGCGCGAUUCGGGACUUGGCGCGGCAGGACCUGUUUCGCACAGCGAGCAGGCGGAAGCUGGCAGAAGCAACGAAGGCCAAUGUCCAUCGAGACUCCAGGGUCCAUCCUGGUCCCGAGCGCUCCGUCGUUGGACAGGGCGCCCAGUGGCCAGAGGCCCAGCCGAUGGCGACCGACGUUGGUCUCGCGCUGCAGGACGAGGAGCUGUGGGCGCUCCUUGGGCUCGAAGACGCCCAGCUUUGCACGUUUUUUGAAGACUUGGACGCGGCUCACAAGAUGGUGGACCACCUGCGGUCGACCGCAUCUUUGCCGGUGGUCAUCCACCGUUUGGAUCUGAAGCGGUUCCCCUGUGCCACGGCCGGCGACUGCGGUGGCGUCGGGUCCGACGACUGUCAGUACCCGCAGCAGGAUUGCGAACUGACCUCUUCCGCCUCGGCUGACUGCCUCAGCGUCGUGGACGCCAAAGGAUUGCGGCGGGGCGCCCCGUGCUGCGGCUACGCUCCGCGCGCGACAGCGCGGUGCCUCGUGCAGUGCAUGCGCGAGGACUGGGUGGCCUUGGUGGAGAAAGCGUACGCCAAGGUCCACGGGAGCUACGAGAACAUCUCUUCAGACACCCACGCGGAAGCUUUGGAGGAUAUAUUUGGUACGGGUACCGCCCACGUCGAUGUCGGCGACUUCCCAAUUUGGGGUGAGCUCUGGCAGCACUUGCGGGGCAGGCAGCGCCGGGGCUUCGCACAGGUCGCAGUCCGGCAUGGCAUGGAGCGUCCCGGCGAGCUGCUCAACAGCGGGCUGCUGAGCGGCUACAGUUACCCAAUCACGCGCUUCGAGUUUGUGAAGGGUGAGAUGGUCUGCGAGCUGCAGAACCCGUGGCCCGCUGGCGAGUGGACAGGGCGUUGGGGCCGCGGCAGCUGCGAGCUGAUCCACUGCCAGGACGGGCACGAACUGAGGCCGUCCCCCGGCGCCUGCCGUCCGUUCCGGAUGGGCAUCCAGGACUUCUGCAAACACUUCACUGAUGUGUUCGAGGCGAGGACGGUGCCCGGCUCCUGGCAGUCCGCAGCGGUGACAUGUUCCGCUGAGCGGCCGAGCUACCCGCUGGUGUCGGUCACCUCACCUGCGCAGGCACUGUUCGUCCUGUCGCAACCAGACCGGCGGUUGCUGGCUGGCGAGCCUGGCGCCGACGGCGCGGAGUACCCGAGCGGCAUCGGCCUGCGCGUGUACCGGUGCCGCGUCGUCGCGCCGCCGCCGAACUCCGUGGGCGCCCGGCAGAACGUGUCCAGCCCGUUCGGGAAUCUGGAGCUGCUCGCGGAGAAGCCGAUUACGAAGGCGCGCAGCGUCCUGGUGGAGGUCGCACGCUUGGAGCCGCACUCGUUGUACAUCGCCGUGGCAGUGUCCGAGUUCGGGCUACAGUGCGCGAAGCUCCGUGUACUGACGCAGUGCAAUAUGCGCUUCAGGGAGUUGUCGGCGCCGGAGAGUAGGUACCUCCUGCAGGCAGAGGAGACCGCGGUGGCCGUUGCGGACUCGGACAGCUUUUCCUCGCAGGGCUCGCUGGAGCCGCGCCCGGUCGUCGCCACGCCUUCCCCGGCGAGGCACGGCAUCCCCGUGCGCAAGCUGUCGGACGCGCGGGACGUGGAAGGUUGGCACGGGUGGCUGAAGGAUGAGAUCUCCUCCGAGACGGCGCCGGCUUUCCUGAAGGCGUGCCUCACGACCUGCGGGGGGUGCUGA